GAUUUGUCUUUUUUUUUGUGUGAUUUUCCUCUUUGGUUUUUCUUUUGUUGGUUUGGCCACUUUCAGUCUAAUGCAAGCGAUUUACAGAGUGAUGAAGAAUCUGUUCUUCUUUUCUCUCUCUCUCUAGAACACAAGUAGCAGAUAAAAGACUGGGGAAAUUUUCCUUUUUUUUUUUUUGCCCACUAGAGUUCACUUGAUGGAUUAGUGAAACUAAUUUGAUAGUGUGAUGCAUGAAAUCGUGUAUGGCCAUGGGAAGGGAAAUAUUUGUUUUUUUUUAACCAUCUUUUCUUAAUAUUUGCAUGGAAUUUGAAAAGGAAGAGGAGGAGGAUCUCUCUGCCGUACCAAAAAAGAAACAUUUUCUUUUGUUUAGCUAGUUGGGUAACAUCAAUGAAGUAUUUAUUCACAUUGCAGGUAGAACUAGCUCUGUAAUUUCGAAAUUAAUGGUUGACUAAUGAUGCUGCAAGAUGGUUAUUAUGGAUCUGUACGGACGAGCAAACCUUCAAGAUCAAAAAUUUCUUUUGGAGCAAACCAGCUGGGGCUUAGAGAAGGCUUUGGAGGAAUGGAAUUAACUUGUUCCUCUGAAGAAAGUAACUCAAAAGAGAAUUCUGUAAAUUCAUCUUCAUCUCCAAUAGAAAGUUCAGGACCUUUUGUGUACUACCCAACUCCACCUGCCACCAAGGAUGAUGCAGGUAACAGUAGUGAUCAUGAAAAACCAAAUGCGCACAGCGAAAAAUCAUCCCAACCAGUCAUUUUGAAAUACUCUAAUGGACUGACAGAUCAUGUUGGUUGCAUGGAUUCACCUUCAUCGAUCGUAGAAAGGUCCCUCCUUGAUUCAACAAAGCCCCACAUGGAAUCUAACUCUGCAACAGAUGCAAUUCCUGAAAUUCUCUCUAAUUCAGGACUAAGUGAGGCAUUCAACCACUCGGUAAAGGAUGAGGCAGAUGGUUCUUCAGAAGAUGCCCUUGAGGUGAACCAUUUGUCUGACAAUGUCUCAGCUGGUGCUGAAACUAUGUUGACAGAUGAAAUGAAUUCUAAAGAAGACAGGAUAGAUCAGAAAAAUGUUGCUGUAAAGCCAAAAAUGGUAGAAGAACAAGGAGCGGCACCUGAAAGUCCAUAUAAAGGCCUUAUUGACACCGCUGCACCUUUUGAGUCUGUUAGAGAAGCUGUCACCAAGUUUGGAGGAAUUGUUGAUUGGAAAGCCCACAAAGCUCAAAUGAUGGAGAGGCGCAAGUUCAUACAACUUGAACUUGAGAAGGUUCAAAAGGAAAUUCCACUCUAUAAAGAGGAACUAGAAGCUGCUGAGAUGGUUAAAUCACAAGUAGUCAAUGAACUAGAGGACACCCGGAGAAUUAUUGAGGAACUGAAGCAUAAUCUUGAGAAAGCACAGGUUGAAGAAGUUCAGGCAAAACAGGAUUCUGAGCUUGCACUACUUAGAGCGCAAGAAAUCGAGCAAGGAGUAGCUGACGAAGCUAGUGUGAUAGCCAAGACUCAAAUUGAAGUUGCCAAAGAAAGGCAUGAAAAGGCUAUUGCUGAACUAAACUCGGUGAAAGAGGAGCUGAAAACAGUACAUGAGCAGUAUGUUACCUUAAUCAAUGAAAGGGACACAGCUAUCAAAAGGUCAGAGGAAGUUAUUUCUGUUGGGAAGGACAUUGAGAAGCGAGUGGAGGAACUGACGCUGGAACUGAUUGCAUCCAAAGGUUCUCUUGAGUUGGCGCAUGCUGCACAUCAUGAAGCAGAAGAACGUAGAAUUGGUGCAGCAUUGGAGAAGGAGGAAGAUUGCGUUGCUUGGGAUAGAGAGUUGCAACAGGCACAAGAGGAGCUUCAGCAACUCAACAAUAAGCUUCUGUCCAAAAGUGAUGUGAAGCAGAAUCUAGAUACAAAUUUACGCAGGCUGCGUAGCCUCAAGUCAGAGCUGGCAACUUAUGUACAAAAUGUAAUUAGUGAAGAAGCUGAAGGACUUGUGAAAGAACAUGGGCCUGAUGAUGCUCAACAAAUUAGUGGUCCAGUUAAGGAAGCUCUAGCUUCAGCACAGAAGGAGCUUGAAGAGGUUAGAGCAAACAUAGAAAAGGCAAAAAAUGAGGCCAAAUUGUUCAAACUUGCAGCCACAACCCUCAGAUCAGAAAUGGACAAUGAGAAAUCUUCACUUGUUGAAUUGCAGCAGAGGGAAGGUAUGGCAUCUAUUGCAAUCUGUGCACUAGAAGCUGAGCUCAAUAGGACGAAACAAGAGAUAGAAUAUGUAAAGUCUAAAGAAGAAGAUGCUCAAGAGAGGAUGGUAGAACUUCCUAGGAUCUUGCAGGAGGCAGCUCAGGAGGCUGAGGACGCGAAGAUGGUAGCUUUCUCAGUACAAGAGCAGGUGAGGAAGGCAAGGGAAGAAACCGAGAAAACCAAAACAGCUGCAGCCACAGUAAAUACCAGGUUAAGUGCUGUUCUGAAAGAAAUAGAUGCAUCCAAAGCAUCCAAGAAGCUAGCGUUUGCGGCGGUUCAAGCAUUGCAAGAAAGUGAAGAGGCAGGAGAUGAUGAGAAUUCUCCCAGAGGAGUGACACUUCCUCUGAGCGAGUAUUACACCCUUAGCAAGAAAGUGCAUGAAGCUGAACAGCUGGCACAUGAGAGUGUCACAGAAGCACUGGCACAGGUGGAGUCGGCAAAGGCGUCUGAAUCAAAUAGCCUAGAGAGACUAUGUGAAGCAUCCAAGAGGAUGAAUGAGAAGAAGGAAGCUCUUGAAAGAGCAUUAGAGAGAGCUGAGAGAGCAAACCAAGGGAAACUAACUGCUGAGCAGGAACUGAGGAAAUGGAGAGCUGAUCAUGAGCAGCGCAGGAAAGCUCAAGAAGCCGCGAAACGGGCAGUUAACCCUUUGAGUAGCUCACCUAAGAGAAUUGUUGAACAGAAGGAUUCUUUCUACAAAGAGUUCUCAGGUAAUAGUUAUGAGGACCUUGUUCCGAAUCGGAAGCUGCGGAGGAAGAAAUCUUUCUUCCCACUAAUGGGCUCUCUUUUAUCCAGAAAGACUCGGGCAUAAACAUAGCAGAAGAUAACAAGGUCCCAGGUCUUGGGCAGUUUUAUUUCUGUACAUUGCUGUAAUAAGUUAAUUUAAUUGGUCUUGAAAUUUGGUGUCUAACUUAAGUUUUGAUUUAAUUUGUUGGUGUAAACAACCAGAGGGCGUAUAGUGGUGUGUUUAUAACAAUUUUUUGGGUUACUUUGGAUAAAUUCUGCAAAGAAAUGUGCAUUCCUUGAGUGUAGCUAUGUUCUGUAAUCUCCUCAAACUGGAAAGGAUCUGACUAGUGGCAUAUUUCUGUUGGGUAUAAUAUUGUUCUGUGUAAUCUUCCUCCCAACUGUGUGCCUCAGUUAUCUUUUGUGAA
This is a messenger RNA of Oryza sativa Japonica Group (Japanese rice), 3353 nucleotides long. The record is from RefSeq and is a predicted model, not a curated record. Lineage: Eukaryota; Viridiplantae; Streptophyta; Magnoliopsida; Poales; Poaceae.